UAUACAGGAAUCGAUCGAACAGAUGGAGGCCGCCUACUGGUGCAGGGUGGUAGGGAGGGAGAGGGAGCUGCAACACCUGCUCUUCCCGACCCCGACGACUGCUGCUGCACUCGCCGACACCACUGCCGUCGGCGGCGAGCGCUUGCCGCCGGGGCUGGCAACGAAGAUUGUGUCCCGGGGAAGGAAGAGACUCCGGGACAAGAAUAAUAUUGUACUGAAGCUGCGCCUUGACGACGCAGAUGAUCAGGAGAUGGCAGCUGAUGGCCGCGAUGAGCCUCUUCGUUGCAGCAAAACAAGGAGGAAACAGCAGAGUACAACAUCGACAAUGGUAACGACUGUGCCAGAUUUCGAUGGGUAUCAGUGGAGGAAAUAUGGUCAGAAGCAAAUUGAAGGUGCCAAGUACCCCAGGAGUUACUACCGGUGCACCAACAGCACAGACCAGGGCUGCGGCGCCAAAAAGACAGUGCAGCGCAACGACGACGGUGGCGGCGGCGGAGCAGCACGGUACACGGUGGCGUACAUCUCGGAGCACACCUGCAAGUCCGUCGAAUCGGUCGCGCCGGUCAUCCUCGAGACCACCAUCGUCCCUACCGCCGGCAGUGCUGCUGAAUCUGUAUCACCGCCGACCUCGUCUUCGUCGGAUAUCAUCACUACUACAUGGAGCAGCACUGGUAGUAGCGGCGAGGCAAGUUGGAGUGGUCAGCACGGCGACUUCUGCCGGCAGUUGAUCGCCUCCGGUGAUGACUGCUGCUGGGACAAUACGUUUACUCCGACGACCGCCACCUCGGCUAAUUCUGCUGUGGUCCAGGAGAUGGACUUGACCGGCCCGAUCAGGUCGCCGGUGCACAUGGCAGUGCCGGACGGUAAUUGGAUGGGCUAUUUGGUCCUUAAUAAUGAUCUUAUCGACGAUAUCUUCGACGGAAGCAUCAACAAUUUGUUCAGUUUCUAGACACAUAUGACUUGUCACACAUCCAUCCAUGCAUCAACUCCCUCUUGUACUACUGUGUGUAUUGGAUGUUGCUUUAAUUUUUUUCCCUCUUUCUUAGAGGAAGAUGAGAUUAUUGUUACUUUCUGACCAUGACUAGCAUGAUAAACUACUAAAGA
Messenger RNA from Oryza brachyantha (malo sina), 1104 nucleotides. Its product is annotated as WRKY transcription factor 44-like. The transcript has 3 exons. Lineage: Eukaryota; Viridiplantae; Streptophyta; Magnoliopsida; Poales; Poaceae. The record is from RefSeq and is a predicted model, not a curated record. Gene Ontology annotation, biological process: regulation of DNA-templated transcription. Gene Ontology annotation, molecular function: sequence-specific DNA binding; DNA-binding transcription factor activity. The coding region runs from base 23 to 949 and encodes 308 amino acids.